Molecule: messenger RNA, 1554 nt
Organism: Colossoma macropomum (tambaqui)
Lineage: Eukaryota; Metazoa; Chordata; Actinopteri; Characiformes; Serrasalmidae
Gene: serpine3
Product: serpin peptidase inhibitor, clade E (nexin, plasminogen activator inhibitor type 1), member 3
Biological process (GO): negative regulation of endopeptidase activity
Molecular function (GO): serine-type endopeptidase inhibitor activity
Source: RefSeq, a predicted model, not a curated record
CCUUUGAACUGAUUGUGGCCAUGCGGUGCCUGUCGGCGACCUCCUUCUUCCUCUGUCUGUGGCUGGUAGAGCGAAGCCGUGGCAAUAGCAGCUUGGGCAACAGCCUCAGCGAGCUGCACACAGAGUUCAGUGUCAGCCUCUACCAAACCCUGACUGAGACAGAGAACAACUCCAACCUAAUUGUGUCCCCAGUCAGCAUUUCGCUGAGCCUGGGGCUGCUACAGCUGGGUGCCAGGGGCAACACGUUGGCGCAACUAGAGGGAACUAUGGGAUAUGAUGUUAAUGACGAUCGUAUCCAGGAGGCUGUGUCCCUACCGCAAGGUGACCUGGGUAAUUCUACUCAGGGAGUUCGGCUCCAGCUCACCAACACGCUGUUCAUCCAGGGCGGGGUCCAGCUUCUGCCGGCAUUUACCCAACGUGUCAAGCGAUGGUACAACAGCAGUUUAGUGAGUGUGAACUUCAGCAGGCCCAAUCACACGCAUGGUCAGCUCCAGCAGGAGGCGCAUGGCAGAGUAGGUGGGCAGGAAGUGGAUUCCGGUGAUGGUGAAGAGGGGGCUUUGUGGUGGGCUGCUGCGCCUCAUAUGGCCCUGCUGAGUUCGGUGGUGUUCCAGGGUGCCUGGCAGAAACAGUUUCUGUCCACCGAGACGCAGAACCUGCCCUUCACCCUGUCUGACGGCCGCACCAUCAAAGUGCCCAUGAUGUACCAAUCAACUGAGGUGAACUUCGGUCAGUUUCGCUUGCCCUCAGAGCAGCGCUACACUGUGCUCGAGCUGCCAUACCUGGAUCGAUCGCUCAGCCUGUUGGUGGUGUUGCCCAGUGACAGGAAGACACCUCUUUCACAGCUGGAGGCUCAACUCACAGGCCAUGCUGUGGCACUCUGGGAUACCGGACUACGACGCACCAAAAUGGACGUCUUCCUCCCCAGGUUUAAGAUGCACACUCGGGUCAACCUGAAGCCUGUUCUCCAGUCUCUCGGGAUCUCUGACGCUUUUGAUUCCUCCGCUGCAGAUUUCAGAGGGAUAUCAGAUAUGGAGGGUCUGUAUGUUUCAGAGGCUUUUCACGAGGCUAGGAUGGAAGUGACUGAGGACGGUACAAGAGCAGCAGCAGCUACAGCGAUGGUGCUACUGAAAAGGUCCAGAGCCCCAGUAUUUAAAGCAGACCGUCCAUUCCUUUUCAUCUUACGGCACAUAGACAGAGGCUCAGUGCUGUUUAUGGGCAGAGUGUUGAAUCCAGCAGAACAGGUUCACUGAGAAGACCAGCAAACUCUACACACAAAAACACUGUCCACGAAAGACACACAGCAUGCGGCCUGACCACAUCAGACCAUUCACUCAAACCCAUCUCACACAGGUUUAUAAAACAUGGAACCUUAAAAAAAAUUAUAAUAAUUACAAUGUUUAUACACAAAUCCCUACACAAACUCAAGCUUCCCCCACCUCCCUCGUGGGGGGGUCAGAGGUUAUUUUUUGGGGCCAAUCAAAGGGUUUACUGACACUUUCAGGAAGAGGGACAACACAUUUGUACAUAUCUGUAAAUAAACUUUUAAUACAGCUA